UCAAUUGAUCAAGAAGAAAGAAAACAGUACAGCCUUUGAAAUGUUUUCUUUACAAGGAAGUGAUGACAUGUUGAUUCAGAUUCUCUCAAAGCCUUGCCAACAAAACAAGAUCUCUCAAGAUCCGGUUAUGGAUUUUGCUUCUCUGGAGACACGUACUCAUCCUCCUCCAAAUAUUAUAAACAAUAAUUCCCAAAAAAAGAGAAAAAGAAUAUUAGGUACUACUAAUGAUGAAAUGGCAACUAUUCCUGAUGAUGAUUACAAGCUUAGAAGGAUUAUGCAUAGAGAUAUAGAACGUCAAAGAAGACGGGAAAUGUCUGCCCUUUACUCUUCUCUCCGUUCUCUCCUUCCUCUGCACUAUGUCAAGGGAAAGCGUUCAGUAUCGGACCAUAUGCAUGAAGCUGUGAAUUAUAUAAAAGAAAUGCAAGCAAACAUCAAUGAAUUGGAAAAACGGAGAGACUUGCUAACUAAAUCGUCAGGUCCACAUGGAACUGAAAAUGGUUGCCCAAAUAGUUUCACAGUUUCCCCAGAUUGUGUCACAGUGAGCGUUGACUGCCAAGGUGGUAUACAAAUUUUAAUUAGCGUUGAUUGUAAGGGAAAAUGUUUUCCUCUUUCAAGAUUGCUGCGUGGGAUUCUGAAACAAGGGCUUAAAGUCGUUAGUUGUGUUGCUGCAAAAUCGAAUCAAAGGUCACUCUACACAAUUCAGACCGAGGCAUGUGAUAUGAACAACAUCGAUCACCUGGCACUGAAACAAAAAGUGAUUGAUAUGAUCAACUUGGACCUGUAGCUUUUAAUAACAUACCAUCCAGGUGUAUUUAUACAAGGUUUUAGCAUUAGGCACAUGGUCAGAGUUCAGAACUUAAUUAAGAAACAAAAAAAUAACAAACCUUUGGUACAAGGAUAGUUUGUAGAGACUAGAGAAUACCUUGUUGCAGCUUUCAUUAAUGGUCUGGUGUUGCGAUGUAUAUAAAGCAGUGAGGAGGAAAAAAAAAGAUUUUCUACUUUUCUACUUCAUGAGCAUAGUAUGUUUGACUUGUAAGAGAUCAGUGAAUGAAUAUCAUCGGAAAAUGGUUAUGGACACUAA
This is a messenger RNA of Lycium barbarum (goji berry), 1081 nucleotides long. RefSeq names its product transcription factor bHLH120-like. Gene Ontology annotation, biological process: regulation of transcription by RNA polymerase II. Gene Ontology annotation, cellular component: RNA polymerase II transcription regulator complex. The coding region runs from base 41 to 784 and encodes 247 amino acids. Gene Ontology annotation, molecular function: RNA polymerase II transcription regulatory region sequence-specific DNA binding; DNA-binding transcription factor activity, RNA polymerase II-specific; protein dimerization activity. The record is from RefSeq and is a predicted model, not a curated record. The transcript has 3 exons. NCBI's taxonomy places the organism in Eukaryota, Viridiplantae, Streptophyta, Magnoliopsida, Solanales, Solanaceae.